This is a messenger RNA of Melitaea cinxia (Glanville fritillary), 2984 nucleotides long. RefSeq names its product rab3 GTPase-activating protein catalytic subunit (gene Rab3GAP1). NCBI's taxonomy places the organism in Eukaryota, Metazoa, Arthropoda, Insecta, Lepidoptera, Nymphalidae. Gene Ontology annotation, molecular function: GTPase activator activity. The transcript is spliced from 4 exons. Bases 94 to 2538 code for a protein of 814 amino acids. Gene Ontology annotation, biological process: positive regulation of GTPase activity. The record is from RefSeq and is a predicted model, not a curated record.
CAACGUCAGUUCACAGCUGUAAAUUGUUUAUCCACAACUCUAUCUUUAUAAUUUAUCAAUUUCUAUUUUCACCAAUAGAAACGAUUUAAGAAAAUGAAUGAAGAAAUAGAUGAAUAUGAUAUUUAUCAUCAAGAUUUUACUACUGCAUCAGACUGGGAAGUACUCAUUGCGCGUAUAGAAGAGAUAGUUUUCGAAUGGCGCCUGGCUAAAUCUAAACUGCUUAAAAGGUCCGAAUAUACAAAAAAGUGGAUUACCAAAUCAGAAGAAAUAAUAUUUCGGGGAUCACGUUAUACUCUUUCAUACCAUGCACUCGAACCUAGUAAAAGUGAAAAUGUAGGAAAUGAUGAAAAGUCUUUGUUAUCAGAAUUACACGAAGGUCUUUGGAACUCGACAGCAAAUUUUAUGGACGAUUCAGACGGCAGCCCCUUUCCUGUAUCUCAAUGGUUUGGGUUAAAAAGAUAUCUUAUGUUGUGCCCAGAGUCACCCCUUGUUGAUGGGAGUCUUAUUAGGCUUAUUAUGAGCUCUGUUAAUAUAGCGUUUGCAAAUAUAGACUGUGGUGUUGCAUUCUUUGUCAAAGUAAGAGAGCAUUGGCAACAUUCCUAUUUAGGUAUAUUUGAAGAUAAUGAACACAAAGUAAGUUUUAAUACAAUACAUCUAAAGCGUAUAUCAAAUCAGUGCUCUCAUCUCAGUGGCCUUGUCAGCUUGUUUAAGUCUAAAAUAGCUUCACCAGUUCCUCUUGAUGCUGUGGUGUUAGCUACUAAGUUUUCAUACGAGUUAAAAGAUUUGGAUUCUUUUGCUUGGAAAAGAGAAAGUUUCUCAAAUGAAUUUUUGUCAAUUGAUGGCUUUGAUGUUAAAAAGUUAAUAGAGCUCCCUUUUGGAUCAGAAAACAAUCCACUACAAAGUGCAUUUCUUAAUGCAAUAUGGCCUCGUUUCCUUGAAUGUGCUAUAGUUGAAUCUUCCAAAUUUUCUGAUAUAGAUCCUAUUAUGGCACCUACAUGGACAAUUACUUUAAAAUUAAAAAAUGAUUUAAGUUGUCAACUGUCAGAAAUUAUUGGAAAAGUGAUGGGAUUAUUAGAUAAUAACUAUCUCCUUAUGGACACAUUGGGGUUAAGUAAAAGUUUAGGUUUAGUGAAUCCAUUAAAUAAGAUUACAGAAGCUCCCAUAACAAUAUCAAAGCUGGUUAAAGCUGCUGUAGGAAGAAAUACUCAAACAUCUGAAUUCAAGGGUCCAAUUUCAGAUGAUUUGUUAAUGCCAUUGUUAUAUUAUGUAUUUCCUGAUGCAGUUGAAGACAAUAACUUUUCUUAUUCUGAUAAUCUAGAAAUUGAUUCCAAAAAGGAUAGCAAUGAACCAAAACUGUGCAGUUAUGUGAAAACAAGUCCCAAAGAUGGUCUUGUUUGGAGGUUGUCUGUAACCGCUGCUCGGUUAAUGGAUGCAGGUGGACUCCCGUAUUUAGCUCAUUUCUGGUAUGAGUUUAUACAAGAGCUCCGGUAUAGGUGGGAGCACAGAGUACUUGUGCCAGGGGUCGUCGAAGGUGAACCUAACGCUCGGACAUGUUUGUUGCAUCAGAAGUUACAGCUUUUAAAUUGUUGCAUUAAACGAGCUCAAGGCGGGUCUAACAAUACUACAGGAAAUUCAUCUGAUGAAGAGUUUUUCGACUGCUCAGAGAAUGAAGAAAUAGAUGAUCAAUUACCUUGGGACCGACCGGUUGGGCGUCUGCAUCGACUUGAAGACGUUACUUUAAAAAAUGGAGCGCCAUUGUACAUUCCUCGUACUCAGGAUCCGGCUCCCAAAACCGAAGAUCAAUUAGAAGAAGAUGCCGAAUUAAUGGUUAGAUUAGGUGACGAUGCUAAGGCAUCAGAACUUCGUGCUAAGAUGAUGAGCGCCUCCCUUCUUUCAGACAUGGAAGCUUUUAAAGCUGCUAAUCCUGGUUCAGAGCUUUGUGACUUUGUGCGUUGGUAUUCUCCCAGGGAUUGGAAACCGGACAAUGGUGGUUCCUUGGGAGACCGCAUGCUUUUACCGGGAAAUCCUUGGGUUGAAGCUUGGAAUGUAGCGCGACCGGUUCCAGCAGCAAGACAACGACGUCUGUUCGAUGAAACGCGAGAAGCAGAGCAAGUUUUACAUUUUCUUCGAUCGCGGACAGUAGGAGCGGUAGCAGAACUUCUACUACCCGCUAUAUUGAAGGCCGGUGCAUUAAAAGCUAUUUCGGAAGGAGUCACUGCAACAAGCUCUUCAAUUGGAGGUGUCGAUAAAAGACGUACUUUUGAAAUUGCAGCAAGAGAGUUAUUUGAUGCCGAAAAAGAAGCCUGUCGAUCUAUUUGUAUGCGAAAAGUGUUAGGUAGUAGUGCAGAAGGUCAGCCUUUAGACGCUGCCGGUAGAACGAGAAUUUUAUCUGCCAUGGGCGGCGCUUUACCUGCGCCUACGCGUCGUGAAUUCACGUUGAGGGUAAAAGACGAAGUCGCUCCGCAAGUGAUGCGCGCAGCUCUCUCUAAUGACAUGACGAUUGUAGGAGCUUUCACUGAACGUACCGUUUGCUUAUAGACCCUGUUAUAGCUGUUAUGAGACAUAAUUUAUUUGAGUAAUUCCAAGGUCAAUUUUAGUGAUUUCUAUUCCGAUUAAAAUUUUGCUUUUUCUACUGGAAUUGAUAAUUUUUGUACAUUUAUCUUUUUUAUAAUAAUCAUAUGUCAGAUUUUCAUUAAUUCUUUGCGAAAUAAAAACAUUUGACAAAAUUAAGUAAACACAACUACAAAUCUUUUUAGUCUACUUUAUGUCUAGUUACAAUAAAAGAGUCAAUAAAUUAGAUAGAUAUCAAUAAUAUUAUUAAUUAGAAUGGCUAGCUUGAUAAUAAGAUUAUUGAUUAAAAUAAGUAGAAGUAUUGUUGGGAUUGCGGGAUAUACGUAAAACGUUAAUUGUUGUGAAAUAGCUGAUAUUUUGUAAGGAGAACGUUCUAUAUGAUUUAUUAUUAAAAUAUAUUGAUUGUUUCGUGA